Molecule: messenger RNA, 2284 nt
Organism: Peromyscus eremicus (cactus mouse)
Lineage: Eukaryota; Metazoa; Chordata; Mammalia; Rodentia; Cricetidae
Gene: Slc13a3
Product: solute carrier family 13 member 3
Exons: 13
Coding region: 40-1704 (554 amino acids)
Biological process (GO): monoatomic anion transmembrane transport; citrate transport
Cellular component (GO): membrane
Molecular function (GO): citrate transmembrane transporter activity; sodium:dicarboxylate symporter activity; succinate transmembrane transporter activity
Source: RefSeq, a predicted model, not a curated record
CCCCCACAGGAAGGCCGCUGCCUGUAUGUCAUCCUGCUCAUGGCCGUGUACUGGUGCACAGAGGCCCUGCCCCUGUCCGUGACAGCUCUUCUACCCAUCAUCCUCUUCCCCUUCAUGGGCAUUCUACCUUCCAGCAAAGUCUGCCCCCAGUACUUCCUCGACACCAACUUCCUCUUCCUCAGCGGCCUGAUCAUGGCCAGUGCCAUCGAGGAAUGGAACUUGCACCGGAGAAUCGCCCUCAAGGUCCUCAUGCUGGUUGGGGUCCAGCCUGCCAGGCUCAUUCUGGGGAUGAUGGUGACCACUUCAUUCCUGUCUAUGUGGCUGAGCAACACGGCCUCCACCGCCAUGAUGCUGCCCAUCGCCAACGCCAUCCUCAAAAGCCUCUUUGGCCACCGGGAAGCUCAGAAGGACCUUCAUCGGGAAGGUGACGGGAGCGCAGCUGCUGUGCGGGGAAAUGGACUUCGAACAGUGCCCACGGAGAUGCAGUUUCUCGCCAGCUCAGAAGGCAAAGGCCACCCUGAGGAGGCAGAGGCCCCACUGGAGCUGCCCGUUGACUCCAAGGAGGAAGAAUACCGCAGAAAUAUCUGGAAGGGCUUCCUCAUCUCCAUCCCCUACUCGGCCAGUAUCGGGGGCACUGCCACCCUCACAGGCACAGCCCCCAACCUCAUCCUGCUUGGCCAGCUCAAGAGUUUCUUUCCACAGUGUGACGUGGUGAAUUUCGGCUCCUGGUUCAUCUUCGCCUUCCCUCUCAUGCUGCUGUUCCUACUGGCCGGCUGGCUCUGGAUCUCCUUCCUCUAUGGCGGAAUAAGCUGGAGGGGCUGGAGGAAGAAGAAGUCUGAGAUAAGAGCUGAUGCGGAGGAUAACGCCCGAGCUGUGAUUCGAGAAGAGUUCCAGAACCUGGGGCCCAUCAAGUUUGCCGAACAGGCCGUCUUCGUCUUGUUCUGUACAUUUGCUGUUCUUCUCUUCUCCCGGGACCCGAAGUUCAUCCCUGGCUGGGCCAGCCUCUUCGCCCCUGGGUUUGUCUCGGAUGCGGUCACGGGUGUGGCUAUUGUCAUCAUCCUGUUCUUCUUCCCGUCCCAGAGGCCUUCCCUCAAGUGGUGGUUUGACUUCAAAGCUCCCAACUCAGAGACUGAGCCCCUGCUGAGCUGGAAGAAAGCCCAGGAGACAGUGCCCUGGAAUAUCAUCCUUCUCCUGGGAGGUGGUUUCGCCAUGGCCAAAGGCUGUGAGGAGUCGGGGCUGUCAGCGUGGAUCGGCGGGCAGCUGCACCCCCUGGAACACGUGCCCCCGGUGCUGGCCGUUAUGCUCAUCACUGUGGUCAUCGCCUUCUUCACCGAGUUUGCCAGCAACACGGCCACCAUUAUCAUCUUCCUGCCUGUCCUAGCCGAGCUGGCUAUCCGGCUGCGCGUGCACCCCUUGUACCUGAUGAUCCCUGGCACAGUUGGCUGCUCUUAUGCCUUCAUGCUGCCGGUCUCCACACCCCCCAACUCUAUUGCCUUCGCCAGUGGACACUUGCUGGUCAAAGACAUGGUACGGACCGGCCUCCUGAUGAACCUGAUGGGCGUCCUGCUGCUCAGCCUGGCCAUGAACACCUGGGCACAGAGCAUCUUCCAGCUGGGCACCUUCCCAGACUGGGCCAACACCCACUCUGCCAACGUUACCGCCCUGCCACCCACCUCGACCAACAGCACGGUUCAAAUCCUCUGAGUUCUGCUGGGGACUUCCCUUUGGGCUGGGCCUUCCCCAAGGGCUGUUGCUGUCACUUGCUGCUAGGACCCUACAAGCUGAUCGACCGAUUCUUUUCUGUAAUCUGAUAGGAGGCAGCAAGCAAGGGUGGCCUCCAGGGGUCCCUUGGGCCUCCAGCUCACUGUCUGCAGUGCCUUCUCUUUCUUUCUCAUGCAUUUCAAAGCCUGUCUCCUGGAUCUGCUGCCUGAGGAACAGGCUUUUCUCACUGAGCUGGUCUGUGGUCAGGGUGCAGGGAAGUCCACUGGAGCCACAAGGGACAGACCUGAAAUGGCAUUUCUCUUGCACACCUGGGGUUGGGAGCUAUCCGUGCUUAUGGCUGCCACUGGCUUUAGGUCUCUGAAGACAGCACCGCUCUGCUGGGGGCGGCAUUGUGGCUGCAAAGCUCCAGGCCAGAUGUUACAGCUGUUCACUGCAGGCUGGAUUCUGCCCAUUUCUGUUUAAUCAUCUCUCCUGUAGACGCCCAGAAGCCAGAGGUGGUCCUCCAUUCCCUGGAGGACACAGGCUUCUGGAGUCUCUUUGCUGCUUCUCCAGCCCCCGCCAC